GGCGUGUCGUAGGCGGGGCAAUAGCAAACCAGCCAAUCGACGAGCAGCUUUUUACUAGACACGUUGGUCUUGACUUACAGGCAGUUAAGAGGGAAAUCUAUUAAAUACAUUCUGCCUUAACCAGGUCUAAUUGAAAAUGUUUCAGAUUUAGUGUUUUAUUAUUCUUCCAAAAUAUGAUCAAUUUGUAGCACAUGGUAAUAUACAACUAAGCAAGGAGGAUAUUAAUAGCGCAUCUAGUAUAUUUUGUCAUAAUAUAAACCUAAUAUUGUCGCGAGUGGAAGGGUUUAAAAGUAUUCACGAUCUUAAACAAAAUCUAAAAUCCAUUGACACAUUUGUUCGUUUACAAUUUUAACAGGCACGCAGGUAUACGCUAAGUAAAUCAAGUAUCGAUAUAGUGAAGCUUCAAAGCUGAAUGGAUUACGGAAUGAGCUGAAAUUUGAAGUCGUGUUUUUGUUUCGUGCGUAUAGUUGUGAGAGGAAAUGUAAUGAUUUUCAAUCGGGAGAUACUAGAAAAUAAUAGCAAGUAAGCAAAAAAAAAAAGACUUGUAUGUUUAUGAGUGUCAGUGAAAUCGAAGAUCACAACUAGCGGGUUUAAUAGUUAAAAGGAAGGAUUUAUAUCCCAGCGGGACGACUGACUUUUUUGCCACUUCUGGCCGCUGGAACAUUUAUUGUCACAUGGGUUAGAGACUCGAGCCAUGGUUAUCCGAAGUCAACCCGUCGUAAGCGGGACCAAUAUCAGAUAGCAUUGCAUUUUCACAAUGAACCCGAGAUACAGCUGUUGCCUAUUAGUACUCUGCGUGCUUGUGCUGGAGAGCCAGAUACCGUCUACUAGCGGCCAGUUCGCCGGCGGCCGCUCGUCGUCGUCGGCCCCACCGCCCGCCCUCACGGAGCAGCAGAAGAGACGCGCCGUCGAGGCGCUGGAGUCGAGCCUUCUGACGAUGUUCGGUUUCUCCCGCCGACCGCGCCACAACCGAGGGGAGAUCGUAAUUCCCCAGUACAUGAUCGACCUCUAUCGGCAGGAGAGCGGGGAUGUGGAGACGGACAUCCCCUCCAUCUUCUCGAGGCGUCAGGGCGCCGUGCAAUCAAACACUGUGCGCAGCUUCUUCCAUGAAGACACGCUUCACAACAAAGGUUGCCAUGAGGAUACAUGCGCGCGCAUUUGGUUCAACGUGUCCGCGAUCCCGGAUUCUGAGACGCUUGCAGACGCAGAGUUGAGGAUCUUCGUACAACGAAACAACACACACGAACCAAACAGUGAUAAAGUAUUAAAACACAAAGUUCAGUUGUUCGAAAUCAUGAGGCCAGUAUCAUCGGGCGUGGUCGCGCCCAUCAGUCGAUUGAUAGAUGUUCAAAAUAUAGAAGUGACUAAUUCGACUUGGAUAACGGUCGACGUUUUACCCGCAGUUUUAAAGUGGAAAAAUAAGCCACGGACAAAUUAUGGCUUGGAAAUUCGCCUCGUUCCUUUUAGCGAUUCAAAUUCUCCAACUAAACACGUGCGGUUGCGUCGAUCAGCAGAGUCUAGUGACAAUGAGUGGAAUUUACAAAGACCAUUGCUAGUGACUUAUACGGACGAUGGGAAGGCGUCUGUGUCCCGGCCGAAGCGAGCGACUGAGGCGGGAACAAGCACAGGAAGUAGUGAUAUUAAGAAAACUGACAAUAACGAGACAACAACGCAACCAAAUAAAGUGAAGCGAAAAAAGUGCCCAAAGGGCGCCGAAGGCACUGAAUGUAGAAAACAGCGUAAAAAGGAGCGCAGGCGCCGAAAGAAGGAACAGCGGGAGCAGGAGCGCAGAGAACGAAAGCGAAAAGCCAAAGAGGAGAAGAACAAGAAUAAGAAAAAUAAUAAGAAGAAUCCCGACGGAAAGGAAGUGCAGGGACACAAAAACUUGUGCCAAAGAAAGGAUUUACACGUAGAUUUUAGUGACGUCGGCUGGAACGACUGGAUAGUAGCGCCGCUUGGGUAUGACGCUUACUAUUGUGACGGCGGCUGCCCGGUGCCGCUCAGUGACAGUUUAAACGCCACGAAUCACGCUAUAGUGCAAACGUUAGUGAACUCGGUGGACUCUAGAGCGGCACCGAGCGCUUGCUGCGUUCCCACCACGCUCAGUGCGAUUUCUAUGUUAUAUCUGGACGAGUUUGGUAAAGUGAUACUUAAACAGUACGCCGAUAUGGUGGUGGAGGGCUGCGGGUGUCGGUGAGGGGGUGACGGCGUGGGAAUCUGUCUCCAAGGGAACCAAGUGUGUUCCCCGUCUAGUGUUUACAAGAACGGGUCAAGGUCGACGUUGUACCGACGUCUUCCUUUCGUUACGUUUCGUCAUGUUGCGUUAACGUUAACGAGUAAAAUUGUGCUAUAUUUACGCUGUUUUUCUAUUUGUUGAACGUUAUAGAGACGUACAAUGCUAGUUUAUACUAGUUUUUUUUAUACUAGUAAUUUGCGAAAUGUGUUCGAUCGAGCUACCGAAUAUAUGUAAUGAUAUCAGAUAGCAGCAGGAUUUAGGGAGUGAUGUUAUUAGUCUUAGUGCUCAGUAGGAAACAUGAAGGUGGCGGGGCCUGCCGGUAGAUAUGAACGCGUGACAUCAGUUCGCGUACCAGUGCUCCGUUGUUAAUGUGAAAUAACACGCUUCACGCAACAUGUACUCGUAUAUGUAUAUAAUAAUAAUGUAUAUAUUUAUUUUAACGACAAAAUGUUUAUUUAUAAUUACGAUAUGUUAUUAUUGUAUAGUUGUUAUUCUAUUGAAUAGUGAAAAUGGUUUUGUUGCAGAUUAUUUUUGUUUCUGAUUAUUAUAUGUAGAAAUUCUUCCGAAGAAAUGAGCAAAAAAUAAAUGAGAAAUGAAAUUUAAAA
Molecule: messenger RNA, 2841 nt
Organism: Dreissena polymorpha
Lineage: Eukaryota; Metazoa; Mollusca; Bivalvia; Myida; Dreissenidae
Product: bone morphogenetic protein 2-like
Exons: 3
Coding region: 758-2197 (479 amino acids)
Biological process (GO): BMP signaling pathway; SMAD protein signal transduction
Cellular component (GO): extracellular region
Molecular function (GO): growth factor activity; cytokine activity
Source: RefSeq, a predicted model, not a curated record